GAUUUUCUUGGACGAAGUCCACCGUUUUGCGCUCCGUCCGCUCCCGCUUUCCCACCAACCAUCAACCAUCAACCAACCUCUUGCCACCUCGACUGCUACCAUUGGACCGAACUCCGGUUAGUAGUGCAUUCACUCACACAUGAGACACAAACAUACUCGCUCAGGAUUGACUUCAGUAGUGCCAAUGGUUAUAUCCUGGUUGAAACCAGAAAAUGUGUCUUGACCUCGAACGUCAUUUCAAGUGACACUUCCGUUAAUAGAAUAGACAAUCUAACCCGAUCAAAAAAACAAACAAUAUGGACCAAUUUGUACCUAUUCCACAUCCCGGAGCCUCUGCGGGGUUUCCUGCCACAAGUUUUCGGCCCGUGCCCGUGGUGUCCCCCAAACCAGUUGCUUCAACAACGGAGAGUUAUUCGGCCUUUCCAAGUGAGACCAGUGAUUACAUGUACAACUAUCGGGACGUCAAUAAUGACGAGGUUGAGGGAGACUAUUACGAUUAUUCCGGAACAUAUUCGGACUACGUGAUCCCGCCCAGUCUUGAGAAACUCUACAAAAGGCCCUUUCGGCGAGAGAAGUUGCCAAAGCAUCAUUACAGUGAUCGAGACAGACCAAUGGGAAAUCGUAUCCGUGGUAUCCGAAAUAAUGAUGCAAUUUUCAGACAAGGCAGCAGCGACCUCAGUUGGGUGGCGGGUCUCGCCGCCAAUGCCAUCAAGAUCUUCUCCCUAUUAACAAGUUUCGGUGGAGGCUCGGACGACUCAGACUCAUCUGGGUCGUCUCCUGAUAGGAUUGACACCAACACGGUGGCAGGAGCUACCGCAGCCGCAGAUGAUAUUGACAUUGCCAUAGCCACUCUGUCCUCCUAUGGAGGCAAAUACCUGAGAAAAAUGGCUUUCUGGGCUUGGGAGCAUGCCACUGCCACUCCGUCCAAUUCGAUUCCAGAGGCUCCGCCUACUGCAAGCACAACGACAACAACGACGGAGUCUGUGGAUAGCAUCUCAAACAAGGUCGGAUCUGUGGCAUCUGUUGUGACAAGCACAUCCACUAAAGCCCCAGGCAAGAGAAAGAGUCCCUUGCAAGAACUCAGUCCUGAGGAGUUGGAGAAAUUGGGAUUGGAAGCUGUGGGGGCAGGUGCCGAGCCCACAAAGCUUCAACAAGCCUUUGCCUCAGCUCAGAUCAGUGGGGACUGGACCUCAUUGGAGAACGAGAUUGUUAAUGCCCUUGGAGAGGAUGCCUUACCCAAACCAGAGCCUUCCAACCCCAUUGAGGCUAUUGGUAACCUUAUCAGCUCGGCGCAAGAGGCUGUAAACCCAACCAGUUCACCGACCUCAAGCUCUUCUUCCACAUCGUCUUCGUCAACAGGAGGUGGUCUCAUGUCCACCAUUCUGAAGCAGGCAUCAAGCCUUGUAAAUGGCUUCGUUGGGAGUGGUUCUAGUGGCGCUCAAGGAGUGGACAAGAUCGGAGAGGCCGCUGAGACAGGUGGAGCAACUGCAGCUGCAGAGCCCGAGGGUUUUGUCCAAACCUUCAUGACGAAAAUGGAUCGUGUGGUUAAUGGUGGAGCGGCACCAGCUUCUGCAACAAAGCCCGGCACCCUGGUCGCCUCCGGGGCUCUCCAAGAUUCAAUGAUCACCCGGUUCAUCAAUGAGUUUGAGCUCCAGCAGGAAGCAUUGGCACUCCAAAACUCUGUGAAUAAGCUCAUCAGCACGGUAAACACUUUCAUGGGAGACGACGAGGACGGCGAUUCUGAUGGGUCCAAUGUCUCGUCAGUCAACAAAAUUGGAGUGGCAGCCGGCGAAUCCAGCACCUCCUCGUCCAGCAGCGGCGGGGUCAUCAACGCCCUUGCCAGUAUUCCAGCUGGUAUUGUGUCCUCCGUUGUGAGUGGACUCAAAUUCCUGGCUCCUGGCACGCCCACCGCUGAGAAUAAGAUUGGUGCGGAUGGUUUGGAGACAUUCAGUGAAGUGGACCAAUUCAAUCCGGUAAACUCAGUAGCUCUGGCGGGACUCGGAACUGCAGCCAUCGGAUCCGUUCUCUGGACCGUGUAUGUGUCUUCGGUGGAAAAUCGGCGGCGUCAAGGACGAAGUCCGAGGGAUCCAAAGAUGCUAGAACUUGGUCAACAUUUCUAUAGUGGCUUGGAAGACAUCGUGCAUCGCAUGGAAGAUUGCCAUGACACAUUCAGGUUCUGCCAAGGCGACUACGACACGGACAAUUGGUCGUUGAACAACCUUCAGGCCCAAAAGCGAUCCCACGUGUGUGCCGUGCGAAGGAGAGCGUGUCUUCGAGUGAUUUUGGCGGAACAAAAUGAGGAGGAUUCAGUGAAAUUAUGAAACAUUUCUAGGGCGUGUCCUCCACCCCUUGUCAUAUAGGUGUCUAAUAUAUAUAUGUCUGAGUGUUUGCGCGUACGUGUACAAGGGUGUUAUGCAAAAGAAAAGAAAGUUUCUUCUUUGUACAACAUGUAAAUAAUUAUCAACAAUAAAGAAGUUGUGAAUGAGCCA
Molecule: messenger RNA, 2489 nt
Organism: Tigriopus californicus
Lineage: Eukaryota; Metazoa; Arthropoda; Copepoda; Harpacticoida; Harpacticidae
Exons: 4
Coding region: 297-2321 (674 amino acids)
Source: RefSeq, a predicted model, not a curated record